AUGUCACGAUCAACAUCAAAUCGCUCGUCCAACAGUAAUGGUUCAUCUGGUACUGAAAUGUAUGAAUUUAUAUGUACUACAAGUAAUGAAGAUAAUUUAAAUACAAUUCAACGUACUGAAUCAAAUCUUUCAAACGAUAGUCUCACCAAUAGAUCACAUCUACGACAAUUACUUUCACAUGCACCUUUUUCAACAAUUCAACAUCGACAUGUUAUACCAAUGCAUCAUCAACUUUCUUGUCUGAAAAAAAAAUUAAAAUCAACUCGAAAUAAACUUAUAAAUAAUAAUUAUAAUAAUAAUAAUAAUAAUCAAGAAAAAAAUAAAGGAUAUCUUAUGGUUGAAAAAAUUAAUUCAGAUUUUAUUUUAUUACCAAAUGAUAAUAUUGAUCAAGAAGUAACACAAAAUCCUCAAUCAGGUGUACAAACAAAUGAAAUUACAUUAGCUACUAAUUCAAUUGAAUAUUUAUCAACGAUAUCAAAUACAAAUGACCUUUUAGAAACGCAACAAUCAUUAUUUCGUCCAUGUACAACAUCUAUUGACAAUUGUUUAAUUGAUAGAUUCAAAGAUCUGUCGACACAAUUAAAUGUUGAAUUUGAUGUACCUAUAGAUGAUCUUUUAAAUAUUUAUGAUACACAAAUAUCGGAGACCCUGUCAACGCAAUCAUUAUUAUCGACACAUGAUUCAAAUCGUGAAUAUACUCGAAUUAAUCGAUCACUGCUUAGUGAUUCUGAAUAUAGUAAUGUAUCUUUGAUAUGA
Rotaria sp. Silwood2 is the source of this 756-nucleotide messenger RNA. Lineage: Eukaryota; Metazoa; Rotifera; Eurotatoria; Philodinida; Philodinidae. The record is from the annotation of a GenBank genome assembly.